Molecule: messenger RNA, 3554 nt
Organism: Dermacentor silvarum
Lineage: Eukaryota; Metazoa; Arthropoda; Arachnida; Ixodida; Ixodidae
Product: tigger transposable element-derived protein 4
Exons: 5
Coding region: 569-2347 (592 amino acids)
Cellular component (GO): nucleus
Molecular function (GO): DNA binding
Source: RefSeq, a predicted model, not a curated record
GGCGGCGCUACUGGAAAAAAAGCGGAGGCGGCGAGUAAAAGAAGACGGCGAAAUUGAGAACAAUGUCCGGCAAUUUAUUUCCUAAGUCCCCCCCAUAGAGGCUGUUCAUCUAGCCCCUCGUCCUAGUUUCUUUUUCUGCUACAAGGGACGAUUCGGGGACGAUGCCGCGACUCAAACGAGGGCCUCCGCUUUUAUGUGUUUUCACUUCUCCCUUCAGCGGCGGCGGCCGGUUCCGAUUUCUCCCGGCUGCAACGUAACGGCGCACCCUAGCGCCCUCGCUUACAACGAAGAAAGUGAAGGUCAACAGAACGCGCUCGCUCGCUCGUCGGAGCAGGUCGCGUCUUUUUUUCGGUCUGUCGGUCGGCUCGGUGGGUAGUUUUUACUUAGUCUUUCUUCUUGUCGAGGCGGCUGGUUGUGGUGUCUUUGUGAUCGCUUAUAAGCUUUUCUUGGUGACGUUCUCGCUUUGGGCGUUACGUACAAUCCGGCGUCAGAGGUCGAGACCGAGCGCUUCACUUCGUCAGGCAUCGUCGUCUCGUGCCGGUUCACUGUAAACAUUUCCGAACCGAACAUGGAUAUGGACGCUACCGAGGAGAGCGACCCUUGUCAUAGCCCAGGCCGGCUGGAAAUCUCCUUGGACUCUUCGAGCGGGGAGUCGUCAAGCUGCGAAGCACCGGCGUCGCCGAUGGAGGCGACACCGAUCAAACCGCCUCCGUCGCUGUCGGGGGCAAUCACGAGGAAGAGGAAGGCCAGCCGCAGAUUUGCCGCGUCACUCUCCAAGAGCCACGACUCUAGCUCCGGAGCGGACGCUGCCACCGGAAGUUCGCGGACUCCCCGGAAGCGGAAGUCGUACUCCGUCACGGAAAAGCUGGCCCUGGUAGCCGAAGUGGAGGCAGGACGAAAGAAGGUGGACAUAUGCCGUGAGUACGGCAUUUCGGCCUCGACGCUGGCGAGCAUCACCAAGAAUAAGGAGCAGUUCAUGGCGGCGUUCGAGGAGAGCCGGAUGAAGGCCAAGCGGCUCCGCAAGGCCACGCGCGAGGACCUGGACCGCGCUUUGCUGCGCUGGUACCACCAGGCCACGGCCUCCGGCACGCCCAUCAGCGGCCCACUUCUGCAGGCCAAGGCGGAGAAGAUCGCCGCGGACCUCGGGUACGAGAAUUGCUCGGUUCCCAACGCAUGGAUCGACCGCUUCAAGAAGCGACACUCGCUCGCCUACGCCCGCGAUCGCAAAGAGAUGGGCGCCGACAUUCCGGACGUGGACACGUGGCUCAACACUUCGUGGCCGCAGAUUCGCACCGGCUACUCGUCCUGGGACAUCUUCAGUGCCGUGGAGACCGGGCUGUUCUUCAGGGCGCUGCCCAAGGAAGCCGCACAGCUCAGUGGUGCCAGCUGCGAGCAAGGACAACUGGCCCAGGACAGGUUCACGAUCUACCUCUGCACCAACAUGACCGGCGAUGAACGGAGGCCGCUAGUGGUGAUCGGUGCGUCGCCGCUGCCUCACAGCGUCGUCCUGCCCGGGCUCACGUACGCCGUGAACGAGAGAUCGUGGAUGACGCGGCGGUUGUUCCUCGAAGAGCUUCGUCGUUGGGACGGCGAGCUGGAGUCCCGCAACCGAAAGGUCCUGCUUCUCGUGGACCAGACCGUCUGCCACGAGCUGAGCAAGAAGGCCAACCUCAAGAACAUCGACAUCAUUUACCCGCCGCCCAACACAAGUGGCUUCCUCAUCCCCCUAGACCACGGCGUCGUGCACUCGCUAAAGCGCAACUACCGCAGGGCGCUCGUGAUCCACACCGUGCUGCAGGAGAUACCCACGGUUCUUCAGGUCCACGAGGCCCUGCGGCUUCUCGCCGUCGCCUGGAAGGGCGUCAAGGACCAAACCAUCAGGUCUGCCUUCGGGGCUUGCGGUCUGCACAGCAUGCACCACCUCAACGACAACGCCGAAGACGGCGAUCACGACGAAACGGACGAUCCGCUCGAGCUGUGGUCCUCCCGCUACGACCUGCCCGAGGAGCUCGUCGACGGCAUUGGCGAGUUCGAAGCCAUCGACGAGUUCGUGGCCACGUCGGCGAAGCUGCAGAGUGACAAGGGCGGUGACGACGCCGGUGAGCUAUCUUCGUCCAAGGCCGACGGGGGCGCACUGUCGUCGAAGAAGGCUGAUGGGAUAGCUCCGUUCGAAGUUCUGGACGCGGUGGACCUGCUCUUGAAGUACUGCGAGAACUCACCACUCGGAAUAAGCAGGGCUGAUGCCGAAAAGGCAGCCGAAGGGCUUAACGCUCUGCGUUUCAGUGCUCAGAUGACCGCUUUCAAAAGGACGUAUGCCCUGGACUCUAAGCGACAUACCAGACGCUAAAGCAAUCCUCAUGGUUUGAAGACGAUCUGCUGUAGAUCUGCCUUCUUCGCUACAGACCUGUAACGUUGCUGAGGAAGUCCAAAGCGUGGAGUAUAACGUGUACGAGAAGUUUCGGGACGACUACAGAUGCGACCAUGUCACCGAAAAGCAUUCGCCAUCCAAGAUCGAUGGUAGUGUGCUGUUAUAAGAAGUGCUGUGGCGUAAAUCCUUGGAAAAUGUCGGGUCCUGUGUAUAUGUGAUCCAGGUGCUGCCGAAACUCGCCGCUUGUCGUUAUGGAGGCCAACGCUGUGCAGUGUACUGACUGGCUUCCCCUUCUCCGUGUCAGUUCUCGCACGAUAACCUUCAAAAGAACGUGCGCUCUGCGUGGAGUGCAGAUUGCAUUCCGUAUGGAAGCAACACCAGAUUGCAUUCCGUAUGGAAGCAACACGAAUCAGGGCUUGAACUCUUUCAAAAAGUAGUGAAGGCCAUUACUCUCUUCAGAAAGACAGUAGGCAAAGCUUACUGUUAACCUUACAGGAACAGAACGUGUCGGUGAAGGCAAACUGUCACGCUUUGUAUCCAAGACUGUACGGACGGAAAUAAAGGCGUCAUUUCUGUCCUUUCAUUUAGCGCGACAAAUUGUACACAACUGCUUAGCUUCCAAGGCAUCUGAAUGAAGUUGUAGACGCAACGCCUAGUGGUGAUGGCUGCACAGAGUUUCCCUUGAUUAAGUAUAGCCGGACAAGCUUGAGUCGCGAUUUCAAAAACUAACUUUGUGGCCCCUUUCAUACUGCUUAGCGGUAUGCUGCUGGAUUUCCCUGUCGAUUCGUCGGCGAGGUCGCAGAAACGUUGAUAGCCGGGAAAAUAUAAACUGAAAGACGCGUGUUAGAAAUACGGACACGUUCGCGGCCGCAAGACGACGCCCACGCGAUGCCACAGGAAAGUUCAAUGAGGUCGUGAAUCCCGCCCGGGACGACCUCUCAGCCCGCCCGUAAGAAAAAAAAAAAAAAAGAUGUGUAAUACAUUACGUCGAUGAACAUUCUAGCAAUCAUACAGUAGGGGUGUUUUACCGCUACAUAGAGUGCGAGCCUCUAGAGUCUGUAAAGGAGUACGUUUAUCUAGGUCAGUUACUCACAGGGGACCCUGAUCACGAGAAGGAAACUUACAGAAGAAUAAAAUUGGGUUGGAGUGCAUACGGCAGGCAUUGCCAAAUCCCGACUGGGGGCUU